UCUUGUCAAAGAAAACCAGUGGUUCACCAAUCAGCUGUGUAAUGUAGGCGAUUGAGAGAUAAUAUCGCGGCAAGUGAGUCAUGGCAUAAACGCAAAGUAUACUAAAGUAUCAACGUCGAUAUACCAAAUAGUGAACAUGUAAGCAUGUCUGUGUUACUUGAAAAUACUACAAACUGUGUAUGGCUUGCAUUUGAGGCAUUACAACAGGAUAAAUCGGGGCUCGUGCACAAAUCUAAAUUGAAGGUACUGACAGCUAAUAUCGGUACUUUGCUAGAUCUAUACGGAGUAGAAAGAGGCCUGGAACAUUUUCGCAGCACAUCAGCUUUAAACUUCGACCAAUUCAAGUACUAUCUCCAGAAAGAAGUAUUUUCCUCACUGCCAAGUAAAUUGCAAAUCCAAGAAGUGCGUCUAUUUGAGAACAAAAUAGCAGAAGUGUGCUGGCUCAUAUGCAGGAAAAAAUAUUUACCUAGAGAGAACAAAACGUUCUCGGAUAGUUCGAUCUUUCAAAUUUUUAGAGUGUUCUGCGUAUUGGCCGAACUGACACCUGAUCAGUACAACGAAAAUGUCUAUCAAGCUCUUUUACAUCCGUCCGAAGUGUGCAACAUUGCUCAAGCUCUUACAAGUUCACUAGGUUGCAAUUUCGAUGAUGACGAUUUCACAAGUCUCAGUAUUUCUAUGGGUAACUUUAGGCUAGCGCCUUUUAUAGCAGUAUUGGAAUCUAGAUGUUUAAAUGGUGUAAAAGAAGAUGUAGCCAUAACCGAAGCAAUAACAGACAUAUAUCAAAAGAUGGUUGAGGACGUCAUCAAAAAAGGAUUUCUUUCUAAAAAAGGCUACAUAUUUCCGACAAUGAGGGAAUAUUGGUUCGUUCUUAGACCGUCGGAGCUAACAUAUUACAAAGGUAGAAACGAGAAGGAUCGAUGUGGAUCCCUACCUAUCGAACCAGGUUGUAAAGUGGAACCGAAAACUGGAUACAAAAUUCUUCUUCACACGUCUGAAAGGACUUUCGAACUAGGUACCACAGAUCAUAUGAGCAGGUUGCAAUGGAUAUCGGCUCUGCAGCUUGCUUCUGAACAUUCAGGAAAACAUCAGAGUUACCAACGACUUCAAGCAGCGAAAAGACGUCUCCAAAGACAAGGAAGAAUUCAAGAAAUGAUAAGAGCCAAGUUUCAGUUGCAACAAGAAAGAAACGCUAGACAGGCAGCUGAAGGACAUGCAAAAGAAUUAGAAGUAGUGGUUAAAGAAGAAGCAAAGAAAUUAACUGAAUUAGAACAAUUGAGAGUAAAAUUGGAACGCUUGUUAGAGGAAGAAACGCAGGCCAAAAGAGAUGAGGAAAUAGUUAGAGGACUGCAAGCUAGAGUUUUGGCAGAAGAAUGGGAAAAACGUGAGGAAUUAGAACGAUUACAAGAUGAACAAAGAUUCCUUCUUCAUGAAGAACGACAGAAAAGAAAAGAGUAUGAAGAAUUACAGACAGCAAAAGAACAACAACUAAAAUCUGCAGAACAACGUUUGUACCAACUAGAAAGAGAACGUCAUGAUCUAGAUAAGCAAUUAAAAAUCGCAAAUGAGAAAAUGAAAUCUGCCGAAGAUAAAAAAGAAAUUUUGGAAGCUAAACUUUACCAAGUUGCUCCUCUUUGGAGAGAGGGAGAGAGAGUGAGGAGAGCUCAUUCAUUCAUGCCUAGUACUAAAGAGAGACCUGUAAUUUUAGAAGUAAGAUCUGCCACAUUGAAAAGACCAUUAUGAUACUACCGAAGUGAUGUUUUUAUAUUUAUUGCUUAUUUUGUAUUAACUUUUUAAUAAAAAACAACCGAA
Molecule: messenger RNA, 1809 nt
Organism: Psylliodes chrysocephalus
Lineage: Eukaryota; Metazoa; Arthropoda; Insecta; Coleoptera; Chrysomelidae
Source: the annotation of a GenBank genome assembly